AUGCGUUUCAUCUUCGUGCUCUCCGCUUUAUUCCUCCUUGCUUCGGCGACUUCUGUUCGCGAUAAGAGACAAUGCGGUUGCACACAGCAGCCGACGUGCUCCUGCCAGCAAUCCACUCCGCAGAAGUAUACAUGCAGCUGCACGCAACAGUCUCCGAAGUCUACCUGCUCAUGCUCCAAGCAACUCGUCCAAGUUCAGGCUACACAAUGUGCUCCAGCUUGCCAGCAGAGUUGCAAUCAGCAAUGCCAAUCGAACACACAAUGCCAAGCGACUUGCCAAGCGACAUGCCAAUCAUCGGUCACCAUCUCUCUUCCAAUACCCUGA
This is a messenger RNA of Caenorhabditis bovis, 324 nucleotides long. NCBI's taxonomy places the organism in Eukaryota, Metazoa, Nematoda, Chromadorea, Rhabditida, Rhabditidae. The record is from the annotation of a GenBank genome assembly.